Messenger RNA from Lobosporangium transversale, 966 nucleotides. Its product is annotated as ATPase, V1/A1 complex, subunit E. NCBI's taxonomy places the organism in Eukaryota, Fungi, Mortierellomycota, Mortierellomycetes, Mortierellales, Mortierellaceae. Bases 122 to 811 code for a protein of 229 amino acids. Gene Ontology annotation, cellular component: proton-transporting two-sector ATPase complex, catalytic domain. The record is from RefSeq and is a predicted model, not a curated record. Gene Ontology annotation, molecular function: proton-transporting ATPase activity, rotational mechanism. Gene Ontology annotation, biological process: proton transmembrane transport. The transcript is spliced from 9 exons.
CCCUUUCAAUUACUUUCGUCUUUUGGUUGCCAGUUUCAUUUUGUAUUUCAACACCAUCACCAAUCCUUCGUCUUUACAUUUCCACCUGCACUACCAACUUCAAUAACCUAAGAAAUCAACAAUGUCUUUCAAUAAAGCACUCAACGAUGAGGAGGUCUACAACGAAAUGAAGAAGAUGGUUGCCUUUAUCAAUCAGGAGGCUCUUGAGAAGGCUCGCGAGAUCAAAGUCAAGGCUGAUGAGGAGUUCAAUAUCGAAAAGGCCAAGCUUGUUCGUCAGGAAGCUGUCAAUAUCGAGGCUGGUUUUCAGCGCAAAGUGAAGCAGGCUGAUGUUCAGCGUCGCAUUGCACAAUCCAACAAUAUCAACAAGUCGCGCUUAACUCUCUUGGUAACUCGUCAACAGAUGCUGGAUGAGUUGUUCAGCGAAGCAAGGAAGCGACUUUUGGCAGUUACCAAGGAUGCUUCCAAAUAUGAAAAAUUCUUAUCAGAAGCCCUUAUCCAGGCUUUCUUCCGCCUCCUUGAGUCUGAUGUCACGGUACAGGUGCGAAAGGCAGACAAGUCACUAGUCGAGAGACUACUGCCUGAUGUAAAAGAGCGCUAUGAGAAGGCUACUAAACAAACCGUUAAUGUCGAGAUCUUGGAUGACUACCUUCCUGGUGACAGUGCUGGAGGCGUGAUUGUCGCUGCAAAUGGCGGACGCAUCAAGUGUGACAAUACCCCCGAGGCUCGUCUUGCUAUCCUCGAAGAAAAUAUGCUUCCUGAUGUCAGGACCAUGUUGUUUGGACAGUCUCCUAAUCGCAAGUUCUUCAACUAGACAAGUAGCAUUUUGCUCAAUAUAUAAUCAUCCCUUCUAUCUCUACACGUCGUUUUUCUACUGCUAAAGUCUAUUUUUUUUUUUACCAGUUUCUUCUGCCAAACCAACGACAAGUUGAAUCAUUGAUUAUUUAGCUGAAAUAUAAAAUAAAAAUU